Paramecium pentaurelia is the source of this 1260-nucleotide messenger RNA. Lineage: Eukaryota; Ciliophora; Oligohymenophorea; Peniculida; Parameciidae. The record is from the annotation of a GenBank genome assembly.
AUGUCAAUGUUAUUAUAAUCCUCUUCCAUUCUCUUUUGUUUCAUGAAUAUUUAAUUAUUAUUUAUAGAAUUUGUAUUAAGUAAUUUUAGAUUAAUAGACAGUUUUGAAGAAAAUAAAUGAAAAUGUUAAAUAAAAGUUAAACACUAUACUUUUAAUUGGUAACACAGGCUCAGGAAAAAGUUUUAUAUUUAAUUGGGUAAGUGGUGCAAAGUUUGAAUAUUCAAAUGGUGAAUUAAAAUUUAUUUAAAGUGAAGGGUAGAAUUUUUCAGUAUAAAGCAAUGCAAUGUAAUCAGUUACUUAUAUACCAAAUUUCAAUAAAAUUGAUGAAGAUUAUCUUAUAAUAGACUUUCCAGGUUUUAAAGAUAAAAAGGGAAAAUAUUCUUAAUUAUCAAUAAAAUUAAUGUUUGAUGAAAUAGUAACUAAAACAAAUGUUAAAAUUGCAGUUGUUCUAUAUUAACCUACUACUAAAUUAGAAGAAAGAGGUGCUCAUAUUUAAGAAUUUAUAUAAUCUGCAUUCACAUCAUAAAACACAAAAUUUGAUUCUAUAGGCUUGAUAAUAAAUAAAUUUUCAAAAAAAGUAUAUGAAGAUUCCAUUAAACAGAUUCAAAAGUAAAUUAUUGAAAAAUCAUUAGUGGAUAAAACAAAUGAAAAUGUCUAUUAAGCACUUUCAAAAUAAAUAAUAAUAAUGGAAGAUGUUUAUUAUGACAAUAUAGUAGAUGUUCUUUCAGAGAAUGCAAGAUAAUCUGUUAUUUCUAGACUUAAAUAAAUAUCACCAAUUUCUUAUUAACCUGAUUAUUAAGAUGAGAAUCAAGUAGUUAGCUCAUAUAUUAAAUAAGAAUUAGAAAAGAUUUUUAAAAAAUAUAAUAAGACAUUAUAAAAAUAGAAAGUAGAUGCAAAAUCAAAUAAAUAUCAAUUAUAAAAUUUUAUAAAUACUCUAAAAGAUUUAAUCAAAUAAUUGAAUGAAAUUUCAUAAAAUGAUUGUGAUCCUCAAACAUAAUUGAUUAAACAUUUCAUAUCAAAAAUAGAAUAAAGCAAAGAUGAGAAACAAUCCUAAGAAAAGUUUUUUUGUAUAUAUUAGUAUUUCUUUAAAUAUAAAGAAUCUAUAUCAGGUUAUCAAUAUUUUAAAGACAAAAAAAAGUAAUUAAAAAAGAUAAUAAAAUUAUUUAUUGAUGAAUUACAAGAGGUAAAAUAUAAAUUAUUAUAUGAAAGAGAACUAGAAAUAAUGAAAAUUUAAAUGGAGCAAGAACGAUUAAAAUUUGA